UUGGCAAACGAAGGCUCGCCGCGUAUCAGUUCGUAGCGGUCGGUCGUGUGGAAGAGUUCGGAGUCUAGCCAGAGUGUGUGAGACAAGUUUUGCGUGGAAAUUUUGCGAAAUCCAUGAAUAAGUGAUCGAGUGUGCAAAUUCGGUGUUUAAACAUUGUUUGAAAAACGGCAUAGUGAUCGGUUCCAUCUUGCUCUUCAAAAGGUGAACCGCCACUGCUGCGAUUUACUUUCCAGCCCCAACCAAACACCCCCGCACUCCGGAAGUAAACUUGAGGCAGUCAGAAAAAGGAAGACGCUCACAGUAUGAAUUUUAAAACAACGUUUUAGCGCUGCAAAAGUUGUAGGUCGACCAGUUGAGUUGAGUUCAGUGCGUGCCGGUUCGAUUCCCGUUUAGAACAGUUCUGUUUGAGUGCGCGAGCGCAGCGUGGUGUUAUCGGCUGUGUCGAAGGUCGCGAACAGUGUGACAAGUCUGAGUCUCGGAGGUAACGUUUACAACCUGAGAUUGGUUGGUCAACGAACUGUCCGAAUUUCCGGAAGCUGAACAAGUGGUGUUAUCUUUUCACCGGAGGCGAAUCCAGUUUCCAGCAUAAAGAUGUUGAAUCCGUUAGUACAUCUGAUUAAAGGAGCCGAUCGCAUCCCCACGCGGUUCAAUGUCGCCAUCAUGCUGUUCCUGGCCUGCUUCGUCAGCUACAUGCUGCGCGUAAACAUUUCGGUCAAUAUCUUGGCCAUGGUCAAACCCACCCAGAGCCAACUCGCGCCCAAACCCCAAGCCCAUGCCCUCGUGGCACCUCUGAACACUAGCAGUGCCUUCGGCGAUGACGAGGACAGCUUCGACGGCAACGGCACUUCAACAACAAGCAUUCCGUUCACGACGACGGCGUUGACACCGGAGCUGAUGGACUACGGACCCCGGUACAACUGGUCCUCGCACGACCAGAGCCUCAUUUUGGGGGCGUACUUCUACGGCUAUCUGCUCACCUCGCUGUCCGGGGGGGUCCUGGCGGAACGGUUCGGCGGGCGCAACCUGGUCGGGUUUACGCUCGCGGUCAGUGCCCUGCUGACGGCGCUGACACCGCUGGCCGCCAACUAUGGCUUUUGGGCGAUCGUGGCCAACCGGGUGCUGCUGGGCGUUUGUGGGGGUGCCCUCUAUCCGGCCCUGCACCAGCUCGUUUCCAAGUGGGCUCCACCGAACGAGAAGGGCAAAUUCAUAUCGAUGCUGAUGGGUGGAACCUUCGGCACGGUCAUUACGUGGCCCCUGGUCGGUGUCCUCAUCGAGACCCUCGGAUGGUCGUUUGCCUUUUACGUCCCAGCCGUCAUCACCGCCGUCGUCACCAUGUUCUGGCUCAUCCUGGUCGCGGACUGCCCGGCCAAACAUCCGCGCAUCAAAAAAUCCGAACAGGAGUUCAUCCAAAAGUCCUUCGGAGAUACCAUGUCCGCGCACAAGAUGCUGCCGCCGGUGACCAAGGUGUUGACAUCGGUUCCCUUCAUGGCCCUGCUGGUGCUGCACUUUGGCAACCUGUGGGGACUGUACUUCCUGCUGACGGCGGCGCCCAAGUUUAUGAGUGAAGUGCUGGGCUUCAAGCUGGCCAAGGCCGGAUUCUUGGCCGCCCUGCCCUACCUGGCCCGUGCGCUGGCCGCAUUCGCCUUCGGCAGCGUCGGAGACUACAUCCGGAAGAAGUCGUUCUUCGGCGUCACCACAAUUCGCAAAUCGUUCUGUUUGUUCUCUCACAUCAUCCCCGGAUUGUUCCUGGUCGGUCUGAUCUACGCCGGGUUCGACCCGUACGUGUGCGUCGCGAUCAUCACCCUGUCGCUCGGCUUCAACGGUGCGUCCAGCGUGACGAACCUGCAGAACUCGCAGGAUCUGGCGCCCAACUUUGCCGGAACGUUGUACGGGAUCAUCAACUUUGUCGGCACGACCAGCGGGUUCAUUUCGCCGAUGCUGGUGGCGCACUUUACCGCCGUGCGGAGCACCAUGGACGAGUGGCGGUACGUGUUCGGAAUCGGUGCCGCGGCCUACAUCAUCCCGGCCGUGGUCUUUGUGCUUUUCGGUUCCGGCGUGGUGCAACCGUGGAACGAGCCCCAGCACCAGAAGCCGCAGGAUGUGGAGAAGACGAAAAAGAAGGUGGAAGCCGUCAGCGAUGAUCGACGACCUCGGGAAACUUUCUAAGGACUCGGCGAUACCUCGCUGGCGACGUAACGCUUCUCCUCACCUGUUGAUCCAGUACGAAAAGCCUUCUUGUGUACAUAUAACCGAUAGUCUCUGAGGGUAGCCGAGUAAUACGUUAGGAAACACAUCUGAAAGCGAAUCUCAUAUUGCUAGUGAUAGUCAACUAUACCGAUUAAGUGAGCCACAAACGAGAAGUAUUAUUAGCUAGGGCAAGAUAUAAAUAUCGCAAAUUGGUGUAUAAUUUUGCAGAAACCCAACACAGACACAAACAUGCAAAGCCUAAAUUAUGCAACCUCCCGUGCAAAAAGUAAACUUAAGCAAGUACACAAACCAGUAGAUAGCAUUUUUAUGUAAUGAGCAGAUUUUAUGCUCCCAUUUGGCUGCUGGAGCCUCAGCAGCAGCAGCAUUAACUCUGCGGCAAUAAUAAUAAAACAUGUCAUUUGAAA
Culex quinquefasciatus (southern house mosquito) is the source of this 2612-nucleotide messenger RNA. Its product is annotated as sialin. The transcript is spliced from 6 exons. Gene Ontology annotation, cellular component: plasma membrane. Gene Ontology annotation, biological process: monoatomic anion transport; transmembrane transport. Bases 592 to 2166 code for a protein of 524 amino acids. The record is from RefSeq and is a predicted model, not a curated record. NCBI's taxonomy places the organism in Eukaryota, Metazoa, Arthropoda, Insecta, Diptera, Culicidae. Gene Ontology annotation, molecular function: transmembrane transporter activity.